Molecule: messenger RNA, 1873 nt
Organism: Sinocyclocheilus rhinocerous
Lineage: Eukaryota; Metazoa; Chordata; Actinopteri; Cypriniformes; Cyprinidae
Product: U1 small nuclear ribonucleoprotein 70 kDa-like
Exons: 10
Coding region: 197-1669 (490 amino acids)
Biological process (GO): mRNA splicing, via spliceosome
Cellular component (GO): precatalytic spliceosome; U1 snRNP; U2-type prespliceosome
Molecular function (GO): mRNA binding; U1 snRNA binding
Source: RefSeq, a predicted model, not a curated record
GCCAUUUUAAGAAAGGAACGGCUCGUUCAGCUUGGUGGGGAUACACGUUGGGUAUUGUGUGGACCGAAAUACAUACAAAAUACUUACGAUUGUUUAAGAAGUCCACGCGCGAAGAUUUCCUACAGACAAACACAGAGGGGGUUUUGCGCUAAAAUCGGAGGUUUCGUCGGAACCGAAUGAGAAGCUGAGGUGAACAAUGACUCAGUUUCUUCCCCCGAACCUGUUGGCAUUGUUUGCCCCGCGGGACCCGAUACCGUUCCUGACCCAGCUGGAGAAACUUCCCCAUGAGAAACAUCACAACCAGCCGUACUGCGGGAUUGCCCCUUUCAUCCGGCAUUUUGAGGACCCCAGAGAUGCGCCACCACCCACAAGAGCAGAGAUGCGGGAGGAAAGGUUGGAGAGAAAGAGAAGGGAGAAGAUGGAAAGGAGGCAAGUUGUGGUGGAAACAGAACUGAAACUAUGGGACCCACACAACGAUCCUAAUGCUCAAGGAGAUGCGUUUAAGACCUUGUUUGUGGCUCGAAUUAAUUAUGAUACCACCGAAUCAAAACUACGGCGUGAGUUUGAAGUCUAUGGUCCUAUCAAACGGAUCUAUAUUGUGUACAACAAGAAAACUGGCAAACCAAGAGGCUAUGCGUUCAUUGAGUACGAACACGAGAGAGACAUGCACUCUGCCUACAAGCAUGCAGAUGGCAAAAAGAUUGAUGGACGUAGAGUGCUUGUUGAUGUUGAAAGAGGACGAACGGUCAAAGGAUGGCACCCCCGGAGACUUGGUGGAGGUCUUGGUGGUACAAGGAGAGGAGGGGCAGAUGUCAACAUCAAGCACUCUGGCAGAGACGACACUUCCCGCUAUGAUGACCGACCAAUUGGAAGUGACCGCGAUCGUGAACGCAGGGAUCGCAGUCGGGACCGAGAGCGGGACCGUGGUGAGCGCCGCCGUUCACGAUCUCGAGAGAGACGCAGACGCACCAGGUCUCGUGAGCGCGAGAAGGCCAUCGUGGUUCCAGGGGAGGAGGCAGGAGGUGGCAGUAGGCGCCGAGACAGGGAACGAGACCGAGGUGUUGCUGAAGGCAGCCGAGAGAGGAGUAGAGACCAAGAUAGAGAAAGAGACCGCAAGAGGAGAAGCAGGAGCAGGGAUAGAAAGAGAGACCGAGAGAGAGGGAAAGGUUUGGAUGGAGGAGAGGAAGGCAUGGGCGGGCUAGCUGAUGGCAUGAUGCCCGAAGGAGGAGAAAGGGGUAUGGAGGACCCAUUGUGUGGUGAGCCAGGACGAGGUGAGGAUGGAGGGCCCGAAGGAGAGGAGAGAGGUAGGGAUCGAGACAAAGACAGGGAGAGAGACCGUGACAGGAAGCGCAGCCACAGGGAUAAAGAUAGAGACAGAGAUCGGGAAAGAAGGAGAGACAGGGAUAGAGAUCGUGAACACAAGCGGGACCGGGGAGAUCGGGACCGUGGGGACCGUAGGGAAGACAGACACGUGUCCUCCUCAGGAGAUCAGGAGGGUUUGGGUAACGGAGGUGAAGAGGGCGAAGAGCAGUUGCCGCCACAAUCAGAAGAAGGUUCACAGGAUGGGAUGAGGAUGAUGAUGAUGGAUCAGGAUUCCAUCCAGUCAGGAGAGGGCUAUGCCUCCAAUGAGAAUGGAUACAGGAUGGAGGCCCAGGGUGAUGAGUACUGAAGUGCCACCAUUGUGUGAAUCAUCCGAGGUCCUCCAGUUGUAAUGUUGAUUGAAUUCACAAAUAUCCUCAACCAUAAUGUAAUGCCUCCACCAUUUGCUUGCACUAUGUCCACAGUGUGUAAGUAUUAUACUGUACUACCAACUGCUAUCACUGAGAGAGCUUAGUGUCUCCCUGGUAAGAAGCAUCCUUUGUUAAAAUCAAAA